Molecule: messenger RNA, 1813 nt
Organism: Amborella trichopoda
Lineage: Eukaryota; Viridiplantae; Streptophyta; Magnoliopsida; Amborellales; Amborellaceae
Product: late embryogenesis abundant domain-containing protein / LEA domain-containing protein
Source: RefSeq, a predicted model, not a curated record
CUUAGAGAGAGAGUAAGAAAAGUGCAAGAGAAUUCAGUUUUAAGAGCCAAGAACCUUAGAGAGAGAGGGAGAAAAGUGCAAGAGAAUUCAGUUUUGAGGGCAUGCACCUUAGAGAGAGUAAGAAAAGUGCAAGAGAAUUCAGUUUUGAGUGAGGGCGACAGAGAGAGAUUGAUUUUGAGUAUGGUCCAGAAGAAGUAGAAGGAAAGAAGAAAAAGAUGAUGCACGCUGUGGCAUUAGGUUUUGUGAUAACGUCGUUAGCAGCAGCAGGCGUUUGGUCACCCCCGCCGCCGCAACCGAAUACUGUGAAAGAGGGACACAGGGUGAUAGUGGUGGAGUAUGAGAGAGAACUGCCUCAACAUACCCAACAACACAAAAUCCCUGCGGACUACUCUGGCGAGGGAGUUGUAGACAGAGAAAAAUCGGCAUUGUUGGGAAAGGAGAAAGGGGUGGCAGAAAAAUUGAAAGAGAAAUAUCGUGAUGCCGCCUGCGUGCUUCCAAAUUUGGGGCAAGGGCUCUCGAGCUCGGCUGAAAGUAACGCUCCAAGGGCUUCUAAUGCCAAGGACAAGCUUUGUGAUGCCUACGGUGUUUGCAAAGAUAGAAUUUCAGACAUUUUUGGGGCAGCCAAGGAUAAGGUUGCUCAGAAAGUCUCUGAGAGUGGUGAGAGAGUUGCAGACAAGGUUUUUGAGACGAAAGAUGCAAUUGCAGAUAAGCUAUCCGACGCCGAAGAAAGCGCAAAGCAUGGGGCUGAGAAGUUAGUCCAUUCUGGCGAGGAACUCAUCGGAAAAGCGAAAACAGAGAUUGCCCAUUCCGGUGAGGAAGUCAAUGGAAAAGCGAAAAAUGCAGGCAAAAUGGCAAGUGAGUCGAUCAAGAAAACAGGUGAAAAUGUGUUUGACAACAUUACUAAAGGUGGAAACAAGAUAAAGGGAGGCAUGAGAACGGCUAAGAAGACCAUCGACACGAGUCAGAGAGAUGUUCGCCAUAAUUUGACGGAUAUUAUACACAGAGGUUGGGAGGUGAUACCAGAUGCAUGGCUUUAUGCCAUUUCUCCGGAGACGUUGGUAUCGUAUAUGGUGGUGAUUCACACGCUGUCCUUCGGUGUUGCAUAUGGUGUCUGUGUAUGGGUUACAUUUGUGUUGAGCCAUGUUUUGUCGCAGGCGCUGCCUAGGCAGCAGUUUGCAUUAGUGCAGAGCAAGAUCUAUCCAGUGUAUUUCAGGACUAUGAUGUAUUCUCUUGGGUUGUGUUUCCUCACUCAUUUCUUUAGGCAUCCAUGGCGAAAUUCAAGCAUUGCAGAGAAGUUGCAGUCCCAUAAUCUGCUUGCUUGUCUUGGACUUGUCUUGGUUAACAUGCUUUAUUUGGAGCCCCAAGCAACAAAGGUCAUGUUUGAAAGAUUGAAGAUGGAGAAAGAGGAAGGUAGGGGUCGUGACAUAGCCGACAUUGAUGAAAGGCAAAUGACGAACACCACCACCACCACCGCUACCACUAGUGGUGCUUCUGGUUUAAGCACCACGGGCACCACCAUUAGCGGGGGUGCACCACAUGUUGCAAUGACUUCCAAGCUGGAGAAGAUGAGCAAAAGGCUAAAGAGCCUCAAUGGAUACUCCUCCCUUCUCAAUCUGGUGGCUCUAAUGGGUUUGACAUGGCACGUUUGUUAUCUUUCGCAGUGCAUGAUGGAGGUUGGUUGUUGAGGUUGUAAAUAGUGUAGAUUUUCUCAGGGGUAGAGACUUGAAUGGGCAUGUGUGAUUUUGGUUUUCAGGUAUAAGAUAAAGGGGUUCAUCUGUUUUGGUUUUGAAUAUAGAGUGAUGCAUAUUUUCCA